Molecule: messenger RNA, 678 nt
Organism: Asterias rubens (European starfish)
Lineage: Eukaryota; Metazoa; Echinodermata; Asteroidea; Forcipulatida; Asteriidae
Product: alpha-N-acetylgalactosamine-specific lectin-like
Exons: 1
Coding region: 23-532 (169 amino acids)
Molecular function (GO): signaling receptor activity
Source: RefSeq, a predicted model, not a curated record
CAGACGUUAUCGUGAGCUCAACAUGGCAGUAAACUUCACUGUUUUCAGUGUUCUUUUGGCACUCCUUCAGUCGCAUUUCCUGAUUGUGUCUCCUGCAUGCCUGUCCUGCCGCAGCCCAUGGACAAGUUUUGGGAAUCAUUGUUACCUUCUUGUGACGGAUACCAAGACCUUUAAUGAAGCUGAACAGUACUGUCAGAGUUUGUCACGCCUUGGCAGACCAUCUCAUCUGGCGUCCAUUAUGAGCCAAGAGGAAAAUGAUUUCCUUGUCGAUCUUGCUACAACGAUGGACGGAGCGGUGUCUCGGUACACAUGGCUCGGCUACCGACGUGAUUUAUCCACGGGUUCCUUCGUCUGGAUCGACGGCAGCCCUGCCGGGAACUACACCAACUGGGCCCCGGGAGAACCAAAUAACUGUGGUAUAGAGGAUUGCGUCGAGAUGUAUGAUACAUCAAUGUGGAAUGACAGGAAUUGCAUUAAAUUGAGGAGAUUCAUUUGUAAAAGACCAGAAAGAUUUCCAGUUCAAAUGCGAUGAAGAUGUUGAAGGAGCUGAUGACGUCAUUACAGAAUUCCCAAAGACACCGGGGUAAUUUUUUCAUCAGACUUAAUUUUCCCCUUCAGACCAGAGUUAUUCACAAAUCCUUUCCACAUAAACAUUAAUAACCAACAGACACGUCACUU